GGUUAAGGUAUAUUUGACUUUUGGCUCCUUUUUAAUCUAAAAAAAUAAGUGCAAUAUAAUCUUAUCAUUACACACCUUUUAAAAUAAUAAUUUAUUUGGUCAAUGGUCUUCUUUUGUUGUCGCCAAAAAAAUGCCUUCAAGAUCAACGACGAAUCUGCUGAAGCAACUACGAAGUUUUAUGCAAAAUGCGAGCUAUGUAAAUGAAACGAUCCAAGCUUACAUUGUCCCUUCGAGCGAUCCUCACGGAAGUGAAUAUUUGGCAGGUUGUGAUGAACAUCGAGCCUACAUAAGCGGUUUCACCGGCUCGGCCGGAACGGCCGUCGUCACCGAAAAGCAGGCUCUUCUUUGGACUGAUGGCAGGUAUUUUCUGCAGGCCUCGCAACAGCUUGAUGAAAAUUGGACUUUGAUGAAAGAGGGCCUUCCACAAACACCUUCACAAGGUACGUGGCUGACGAAAAACCUGCCGAUGGGUUCGAGAGUGGGCGUCGAUCCGAAAGUCUAUUCUCACGAUAAAUUCGUCUCAUUGCAGAAAGUGUUGGAGGGCGCGGGGCAAAAGUUGAUCCCGAUCGAGGGUAAUUUGGUGGAGGCGGUUUGGGUGGACAGACCUAACAGGCCUACCAACCCCGUGCAUCCUCUCGGCCUGCACUACACCGGCAUGCCGCUGAAAAACAAGUUCCGAGACAUUCAGUCAGCGAUGAAGGAGAAACACGCCAAAUACUUGGUGCUCACCAAGUUGGACGAGAUUGCUUGGUUUUUAAAUUUAAGAGGCGGCGACAUUAAAUACAACCCGGUGUUCUUUUCGUACGUGGUUCUGGCCGAAAAUUCCUACGUCAUUUUUAUAAACCCAAAGCAGUACAACGAAGAGAUCGGGCAGCAUUUAAAGGCCGAAUCCGGCGACAUAAAGUUCCAAGUCGAGAGUUACGAGAGCAUCGGGUGCUACUUGAAAGAGAUCAGCAAGAACGUGGACGGCGGUUUCGUUUGGUUCUCGGACGCGGCCGGCUACGAUUUGACCAGCACCAUCCCGAAAAAGUCCCUUCUGACCGAAAUGACGCCCGUUCAGCUGAUGAAAGCGAUCAAAAACAGCGUGGAGAUAGAGGGCAUGAAGAGGGCGCACAUCAAGGACGCGGUGGCCCUCUGCUGCUACUUUUCCUGGCUGGAGAAGGAGGUCGCGUCGGGCGCGAAAAUCACCGAGAUAUCGGGAGCGAAUAAGCUGGAGCAGUUGCGAAGCGAGCAGGAGGACUACGUCGGUCUCUCGUUCGAUACGAUUUCGUCGGUGGGACCGCACGGGGCCAUCAUUCAUUACUCGCCUUCGGAGAGCACCGACGUGCCCAUCACCAAUCAGACCGUCUAUCUGUGCGAUUCCGGCGGUCAGUACAAAGACGGGACCACCGACGUGACCAGGACCAUGCACUUCGGCACCCCCAGCGAUCUGGAGAAGAAGACGUACACGCUGGUGCUAAAGGGACAGCUGCAAUUGGGAAGGGCCGUCUUUCCCUCCAAGAUAAAAGGCAACUGUUUGGACAGUUUGGCGCGCCAAUUCUUGUGGGAGGUCGGUUUAGAUUACGGGCACGGCACCGGCCACGGCAUCGGCUCCUAUUUGAACGUGCACGAAGGUCCGAUGGGAAUUUCGUGGAAACCGAUUCCGGACGAUCCCGGUUUGGAUGCCGGCAUGUUCGUAUCGAACGAACCCGGUUAUUACGAGGACGGACUAUUCGGCGCCCGCAUCGAGGACAUCGUGCAAAUCGUCCCCGCCAACACCACUUACAACUUCAAUCAGCGCGGAUUCCUUACCUUCCACACCAUCACCUUGGUGCCGAAACAAACCAAAAUGAUAGAUGUUGCCAUGCUUACGGACAGAGAGAUCAAGCAGCUCAACGACUAUCACGUGGAAUGCAGGCAAAAGAUUGGACCCCUUUUGGAGAAACCAGGCUACAUGGAAGCAAAACAGUGGCUAUGGAAGGAGACUGAACCCAUAUCAAGAUAAUUAUAUUAAUCAUUCCAUUCAUACCGGAUGACAUUAAAUUUCAUUGUUAUACCUACCUUAUGUAUUUUAUAUCAAAUUUUAUUACAAAUAAUUGAUUAUAAAUAAAUAAACAUAUACAACAUCA
This is a messenger RNA of Brassicogethes aeneus, 2108 nucleotides long. The record is from the annotation of a GenBank genome assembly. NCBI's taxonomy places the organism in Eukaryota, Metazoa, Arthropoda, Insecta, Coleoptera, Nitidulidae.